CCAAAAUUUCAAAAAAUUAAAAAUAAAAAAAUAAAAAUAAAGCAGUAAAAUUAAUUCUUUUUGUUCAGCAUACAUAAACAUUUAGUGGGUUAGUGAGAGAAAGAGAGAGAGAGUUAGAGAGAGAGAGAGAGAGAGCGAGAGAGAGAUGGGUUCUUAUGGAAUGCUUGCGAAGAGGGCUGUGCUUACUAAUACCCCUGUUAUGGUUCAGAUACAAGAGCUGAUCCGAGGUGUGAAAGAUUGUGUUUCUUUGGCCCAGGGAGUAGUGUACUGGCAACCGCCGAAGCAGGCGUUGGAAAAAGUGCAAGAACUCGUAUGGGAGCCUUCUGUGAGUCGUUACGGUGCCGACGAAGGCCUUCCCGAGCUGAGGGAGGCCUUAUUGAAAAAGCUACGUCAAGAAAACAAUUUAAACAAGUCCUCUGUGAUGGUGACUGCCGGGGCAAAUCAGGCUUUUGUGAACAUUGUUCUUACAUUAUGCGAUGCUGGAGAUUCUGUUGUCAUGUUUGCACCGUACUACUUCAAUUCAUACAUGUCGUUCCAGAUGACCGGUGUGACCGACAUUCUAGUGGGUCCCGGUGACCCACAAACACUUUAUCCCGAUGCAGACUGGUUAGAGAAGACAUUACUGCAAACGAAACCAACUCCAAAGCUCGUAAGUGUUGUGAAUCCCGGCAAUCCAUCGGGAACCUACAUCCCUGAGCCUCUUCUACAGAGGAUAUCAAAUAUCUGCAAAAAUGCUGGAUGCUGGCUUGUCAUCGACAAUACUUACGAGUAUUUCAUGUACGAUGGUAGAAAGCAUGCGUGCUUAGAGGACAAUCAUAUAGUCAACAUAUUUUCGUUUUCCAAGGCUUAUGGGAUGAUGGGAUGGCGAGUCGGAUAUAUUGCGUUUCCUUCGGAAGUGGAAGGUUUUGCGGCCCAACUCCUUAAAGUCCAAGACAACAUACCGAUCUGCGCGUCCAUAAUAAGCCAACGCCUCGCCCUCCACUCUCUAGAAAUGGGGCCCACGUGGGUCACAGAUAAAGUCAAAGACCUAGUCAAGAACCGGGAGCUUCUUCUAGAAGCUUUGUCCCCGUUGGGGAAAGAAUCUGUGAAGGGGGGCGAGGGGGCGAUUUACUUGUGGGCGAAGCUUCCGGAAGAAUAUAAAGACGACUUUGAAGUUGUGCGUUGGUUGGCUAAGAAACACGGGGUUGUCUUGAUACCGGGUUGUUCGAGCGGUUGUCCUGGUUACGUUAGAAUCUCGUUCGGUGGGUUGGUUGAAGAUCAGUGCCGUUUUGCUUCCGAGAGGCUUAAACGAGGGUUGGAAGAGCUUGUGAGUCAAGGAAUGGUGCCGUGAUUUGGAACUUUUUUUUUUCGAUUUUCGUUGAAUUGUUUAUCGUUUUAGAUUUUUCGGUCUUUUGUGCUUUUACCAAUUAAUUGUGAGAUAGAAAUAAAUUUGUCUUUGGGUGAUCUUGUUAUAAAUGAAAAGACUUUUUAUUUUUUUAUAUA
This is a messenger RNA of Erythranthe guttata (spotted monkey flower), 1482 nucleotides long. RefSeq names its product Pyridoxal phosphate (PLP)-dependent transferases superfamily protein. Gene Ontology annotation, molecular function: pyridoxal phosphate binding; transaminase activity. Gene Ontology annotation, biological process: biosynthetic process; amino acid metabolic process. The record is from RefSeq and is a predicted model, not a curated record. Lineage: Eukaryota; Viridiplantae; Streptophyta; Magnoliopsida; Lamiales; Phrymaceae.